Molecule: messenger RNA, 1307 nt
Organism: Diachasmimorpha longicaudata
Lineage: Eukaryota; Metazoa; Arthropoda; Insecta; Hymenoptera; Braconidae
Product: lipid storage droplets surface-binding protein 2-like
Exons: 4
Coding region: 175-1014 (279 amino acids)
Biological process (GO): positive regulation of triglyceride storage; lipid storage
Cellular component (GO): lipid droplet; cytosol
Source: RefSeq, a predicted model, not a curated record
UUUCGAUACGAUAACAACACUUGCACAUUUCUCAUCUGGCUGCACUGCAUUUUCCGAUAGCUUGUAAAAGAUUUGAAGAUAGCGUGUGAUAAUUUCGAUUGACGCGAAAAAUUCACCCGGUGCAUUUACGCUGAGAAGAACGGAAGAAAGGUUCUCUCUACCAAAACGAAAAAAAUGGCCGCAGCUCAGGUAUCGUUUCCACAGAUUGAGGUGUUCAAUCGUGUGCUCGGGUUACCAGUCGUGGAGCAAGCGUUAGCUGUAUCAGCGUCAACAUAUUCCCGCGUGAAAGACUCGAGUCAGCUUCUUCACUGGGUACUAUCAACCGCUGAAAAUUCAAUAACCGAUGCUACGCGACGCGCAGCACCCUUUGCAGCUCCAAUUGCGAUGAAGUUCGAAACGCCGAUUCACUUUGUUGAUGAUAAAUUAUGCAAAGGUCUGGAGAAAAUCCAGGAGAAGGUGCCGAUUGUCAACGAGACCCCCGAAAAUAUAUUGGUGCGAGGCUACACGUUCGCUUUACAGACAGUGGGUCCAGCGAUGUCGAGAAUCUCCUACGCUAAUGCCCUGAUAAUCUCCCAGGCAAACUCCCUCAAAGAAAUGAGCUGGAACAAAGCUAAUCAAAUUUUGGGUAGUUACUAUGGUACAGUAGCAGUCCAUAGACUGGACAGCACUGCAGCCCUAGUAGAUAAGCUCAUCGACAGGUACUUUCCACCGACCGGAGCAGAGAUCGUCGAAGAACCCGCGUCAGCUGAAGAGGAUGCCCUCCUCCACACGCUCCAGACAGUCGGGAGACUGUCGAAUAAAGCAGCCCGUCGUGUCUAUGGUAACGUUGUCUACAAUCUUCAUACCAUCAAUAGAGACAAAGUCAGAACCUACGUAAGCAAUGUCGUCGAAUUUUUGCAAAUUACUCGGUACCUCCACGCUGUCAAUGAGAAAAUGCAUCAUUUCACAAGUCCAACGAAGGAUUUAUCCCAGAAGAAGUUGCCAGAGUCCAACGGACACGCCAAGAGCGAGUAAAUACUUUUCCACUCAUCAAUUAAAAAAUCAUUUCUACUUGAUUGUUAUCAUUAUUUCAUACUUGUAUAGAGCGUUGUUUAUGUUAUGGGUAGUUUAUGUGAAUUUGGAUUGUUAAAGAGAGGAAAGGAGAAAAGAUUCAUCACUUUUUUUUACAUCGUUAUGACGAUUUUUUUGAGAUUCAUCAUUAAUUUGGAAAACGAAUUAUUGGAUUUUAACGCAUGCAUUUGCUUAGAUAUUUAGGAUUAUUCCAGAUGGAAUUGUAAAUUGAAAAUAAAGUUAUAUUGUUAUUAUAA